Messenger RNA from Aethina tumida (small hive beetle), 1451 nucleotides. It is a transcript of the gene PIG-K, whose product is annotated as putative GPI-anchor transamidase. Gene Ontology annotation, molecular function: GPI-anchor transamidase activity. Bases 201 to 1232 code for a protein of 343 amino acids. NCBI's taxonomy places the organism in Eukaryota, Metazoa, Arthropoda, Insecta, Coleoptera, Nitidulidae. Gene Ontology annotation, biological process: proteolysis; attachment of GPI anchor to protein; protein localization to cell surface. The record is from RefSeq and is a predicted model, not a curated record. Gene Ontology annotation, cellular component: GPI-anchor transamidase complex. The transcript has 6 exons.
CGAGUUUGAACGAAACCUGGUAAACAAGUUAUUACUUGAAGAGAUAAACUUGACAAAAGCAAAGAGGUUAUUAACAAAAAAGCAACGUACGUGAUUACAUAAGGUGCUAAAUAGAAAGAUACAACCUUCCCACCACCGUUCAAAACACUGAUAAGACCGUCAAUUUGACAGUUCCCAUACCAACAUAACCUUUCUGCAAGAUGCUACACAAUUUACUUUUGCUUCUAAUAACGGCCCACUAUGCGUUUGCAAACGUACAGCUCCCCCAUGAAUUUGUUAAGAAGGGCCACACCAAUAAUUGGGCGGUGUUGGUUGAUACGAGCCGGUUUUGGUUCAAUUACAGACAUGUCGCUAAUGUCCUAUCAAUAUACAGGAGUGUAAAAAGAUUGGGGAUUCCAGACAGCCAAAUAAUAUUAAUGAUAGCUGAUGAUAUGGCUUGCAAUCCUCGUAACCCCAGACCAGCAACAGUUUUCAAUAAUGCUAAUCAGAACAUCAACGUUUAUGGCGAUGAUGUGGAGGUUGAUUAUAGGGGAUAUGAGGUAACAGUUGAGAACUUUGUUCGACUUUUGACUGGUAGAUUACCACCAGGCACCCCUCGGUCAAAGCAGUUGUUAACAGAUGAAAGAAGUAAUGUUCUUGUAUAUUUAACUGGACAUGGUGGAGAUGGAUUCUUGAAAUUCCAAGAUUCUGAAGAAAUAACAAGUCAAGAGAUGGCUGAUGCUCUAGAACAAAUGUGGCAAAAACAAAGAUAUCAUGAAACCUUCUUUAUGAUUGAUACUUGUCAAGCUGCUUCCAUGUAUGAAAGAUUCUACUCCCCCAACAUAUUAGCAGUGGGAAGCAGUUUAAUUGGUGAAGAUUCUCUUUCUCACCAUGUAGAUCCGGCCAUUGGAGUUUAUAUCAUUGAUAGAUACACAUAUUUUGCUCUAGAUUUCUUGGAAAAUGUUGAUCCACAGAGUAACAAAACAAUGGGAGAGUUUUUAAAGGUUUGCCCAAAGAAGGUGUGCAUUUCCACUGUUGGCGUGAGAAAAGAUUUGUUCCAAAGAAAUCCAGAUGAAGUACCAAUUACAGACUUCUUUGGUUCUGUAAGACCUGUGCAAUUGCUGACAGAAUAUCUGCCAACAGGGUCAAAAGCAAUUUCGCCACCUGAAAUAAAACAGCCAGCUUCAGAUACUUCAAGGAAAUACCGAUAUGUGCCUCAACUAGUCAAUUUUGAUUUACUUUUUGCCAAAUAAGACUUUUCUUACAUUAAAUUUUUAGUACAAAUUAUAAUAUUACGAUUUUUAUUUUACCAAAGCUGUGCAACUAUUAUUUUACGAUAUUUAUAUUUUUUAUGUGGAUAUAAAUAAAGUUUGCAUUAUUAGGAUAACUUUCAGUUUUACAAAAUAAUACAAUAUUUGUCCAGUCCUAUUCAUGUAAUGUAAUAGAAAUAAUAAAUAAAUACGAUGCCUUUA